This is a messenger RNA of Ceutorhynchus assimilis (cabbage seed weevil), 550 nucleotides long. Lineage: Eukaryota; Metazoa; Arthropoda; Insecta; Coleoptera; Curculionidae. The record is from the annotation of a GenBank genome assembly.
GUUCUAACAACAUUAUUUUAGGAAUGUUCUAUAAGCAUAUUGAAAGAAUAUCCACUAUGCAUCUAUAUGCAGUGGCGUAGCCAGGAUUUUGUCUUGGGGGGGAGGGCAAGCGCCGCAGGCGCGAAAUUUUCGGGUGCCACGCCCCUUUUUCAGGUUUUUCAGGUUUCUUUACGUUAUUUUUGGGACUGUUUAUCUUAAUUUUGAAGAAAUAUUCAUAAAAUUUAGGGGUCUUGGGUACGCCAGUGUCUAUAUGUACUUUUUUAGUACAUUUUUCGCAUGUGGAUAUUACCUUAUUGUGCCUAGUCACUAUAAACCUAAGCUAUACAACCCUUUAUUAUUUUUACAUACAUUUUGGAUAUUUUUACAGAGUUCUGCUGGCACAAGUAAACUAACCAAAUUUCCUUCUGUACCUAAAGACUUGAAUAAUACAUCCAAAGACAAUAACAUCGAAAAAGUGAGAAAUGAGAAUGAUCCGACUAGUAUAGUUAUAUAGACUAUGUACCAAGGCAAAAAAAUAUACAUUUACUGAACCUUGAAAGUUUUUAUUAAU